This is a messenger RNA of Penaeus monodon (black tiger shrimp), 535 nucleotides long. RefSeq lists its product as uncharacterized. The record is from RefSeq and is a predicted model, not a curated record. The coding region runs from base 161 to 463 and encodes 100 amino acids. Gene Ontology annotation, biological process: ribosome biogenesis. Lineage: Eukaryota; Metazoa; Arthropoda; Malacostraca; Decapoda; Penaeidae. The transcript has 3 exons.
UAACACCACAGAACGACCGAGGCGCAAGAGACGAAUUAAUAGUCUCAGCCACAGGAAGGUUUCGUCACCCCGUCACAUCCAGAAAAGGGAAAAGAAAAACACGGGUGGAGCGUCACACAACAAAAACAUUGGCAGGUGUAGAACGUCUCCAGAUAACGUCAUGGGAAAAAACAAGUUACAUUCCAAGCAGCCAAUCAAAUCGGGCAACCCCAUCUACAAGAGAGCGGGAGCACUUCCAGGGAAAGCCAAGGCAAAAACGAAGCCAGUUAAAACAAAUCUCCGCAAAUUAAAGAUAAAGAAUGAAGAAGCAAUAAAAUCAUUGGACAAGAAGGUGGACUCCUUCCGCCAGGCUGUGAGCGACAGCCAAAAGAAGCCUAAGGAGGAACGGCCACCAAGACCCACAGCAGAAGAGCCACCAGAAGUGAAUAUGGAAGAAGCAGCUGAGGAAUUGUCAAAAUUGUGAUGAGAAAUUAGUCAGCCGUUUAUUUUCCUCAUAAGUUGCCUUAAGAUACAGAAUAUAUCAUAGGAGUUAUGA